GAGGGGACGAGGACUAAGUUUUCUUUUUCUGCCUCAGCCGGUUGUCUUCAUUAUAACUUCCGGGAAAGUUGUGCGUCUUUUUCGCCGCUGCUUUUAACGCGAGUGUUUGGCGAAAGGUCGCCAUCUGGUGGACAGGAAUGUUGCACUCCAGUGUGAAGUCAUUCCCGACUCUGUCUCAAACUUCCGAGAUAAUGGGAAAGGACAGCCAUAGGUUACCUGAACAUAAGAUAGGGAUUUACUCCGAGGGACCUCAGUGUUGAUGGUGGAUAACUGGAGAAACAUUCAGGGAGAAGUCCAGUUGCCGAGCGAGGACACACCUGCCUGGGUCAGCAAACAUGAAGAAAUUUCCAAUAGAAGCCAAAGACAUCGAUAAUGGAGAGAAGAAGAAAAAGGAAAAAAAGCCAAGUGUUGGAUACUUUCAGCUGUAUCGAUUUGCCACCUGGAGAGACACCGUGAUGAUGGUGGUGGGGGGUUUGUGCGCCCUCGUACACGGUGCAGCUUCACCUCUCAUGCUUCUCGUGUACGGCAUGAUGACAGACACGUUUGUGGCUUAUGAGCUUGAAGUCCAGGAGCUGAAAGACCCGAACAAGGAAUGCAACAACAACUCCAUCUAUUGGAUAAAUGGCUCCAUAUUUGAGACGGCUGAAAACGAGACGGUGUACUGUGGGGUGGAUAUUGAAGCACAGAUGACCAUGUUUGCAUAUUACUAUAUUGGAAUUGGAUUAGGUGUUCUGUUUGUUAGUUAUUUUCAGAUUUUCUUCUGGGUGUCAGCGGCUGCAAGACAAAUUCAGAGAAUAAGGAAGACUUAUUUCAGAAAAGUCAUGCAGAUGGAGAUCGGAUGGUUUGACUGCAACUCCGUUGGUGAACUGAACACGAGGAUAUCAGAUGAUAUCAACAAGAUCAACAACGCCAUCGCUGACCAGGUGUCUAUCUUCGUUGAGAGGAUCUCCACAUUUGUGUUUGGCUUCAUGGUUGGAUUCAUUGGUGGGUGGAAGCUGACCUUGGUGGUCGUAGCAGUGAGCCCACUGAUUGGAAUAGCUGCCGGACUUAUGGCCACGGCUGUGGCCAGGCUGACAGGACGAGAGCUGAAGGCCUAUGCAAAGGCGGGGGCAGUGGCUGACGAGGUGCUGUCGUCCAUCAGAACGGUAGCAGCCUUUGGUGGGGAGAGUAAAGAGGCUGAAAGAUAUGAUGGAAACCUUGCGGAAGCUCAGACCUGGGGAGUGAAAAAGGGAACCAUCAUAGGAGUUUUUCAAGGAUACCUGUGGUGCAUCAUUUUCUUUUGUUUCGCUCUGGCCUUUUGGUAUGGAUCAAAAUUGGUCAUUGACACAAAGGAGCUGUCUCCUGGUAGUCUCAUUCAGGUAUUCUUUGGAGUACUUAUGGCAGCUAUGAACCUGGGUCAGGCCUCACCCUGCCUGGAGGCCUUUGCUUCUGGCCGUGCUGCAGCAAAGACCAUUUUUGACACAAUUGAUCGGGAACCGGAAAUCGAUUGUUUCUCCGAAGAAGGUCACAAACUAGACAAAGUAAAAGGCGACAUUGAGUUUCACAACGUCACAUCUUUCUACCCAUCCCGUCCUGAGGUCAAGAUCUUAAAUGAUCUGAGCAUGCAGAUCAAAGCAGGAGAAACUACUGCUUUUGUGGGACCGAGCGGAUCUGGAAAGAGCACGACCAUCCAGCUCAUCCAAAGGUUUUAUGACCCAAUGGAGGGAACGGUGACUUUGGAUGGCCACGACAUUCGUACUUUAAACAUCCAGUGGCUCAGAUCUCUCAUCGGUAUUGUUGAGCAGGAGCCGGUGCUGUUUGCCACAACCAUUGCAGAGAACAUCCGGUUUGGUCGACCUGGAGUGACAAUGGAAGACAUCAUCCAAGCAACUAAAGAGGCUAAUGCCUAUCAUUUUAUUAUGGACCUGCCACAGAAAUUCGACACUCUGGUGGGAGAAGGUGGAGGACAGAUGAGUGGAGGACAGAAGCAGAGGAUUGCCAUCGCUCGGGCUCUGAUCCGAAACCCCAGGAUCCUGCUGCUGGAUAUGGCCACAUCUGCCUUAGACAAUGAGAGUGAAGCUGUUGUCCAGGAGGCACUGGACAAGGUGCGAACGGGCAGGACCACAAUUUCUAUCGCCCAUCGCCUCUCCACAAUAAGAAAUGCAGAUGUCAUCAUUGGUUUUGAGCAUGGACAGGCCGUGGAGAAGGGAACACACAGUGAGCUGAUCGAAAGGCGAGGAGUCUACUUCACUCUGGUCACCCUGCAGAAUCAAGGCACAUCUGACACAUCUAAAGAUGUGAUCAGUGAAGGUCAAGAAGAUUUUGAAAUAAAAUCAAGGAGUUCUAGUUUUGGAAGCUGCGCCUCUGGUCAAAGGAGCUCUGUUCGACUGCGAUCUCUUAGCAAACUGUCAAGUUAUUCCGGCACGCCGUUAGACAGCAUCAGCAUCACACCCGUUAAUCUAAAACAUGAGGUUGGUCCUGAUGAACAUGUUGAGCCCGCCCCAGUGGCACGUAUCCUCAAGUACAACCAACCAGAAUGGCCCUACAUGCUGCUGGGCUCGCUGGGAGCUGCUGUCAACGGCUCUGUCAACCCCAUCUACGCUAUCCUGUUCAGCCAAAUCCUCGGGACUUUUGCCAUUCCUGACUUGAACGAGCAGAGGGAGCAGAUCGAUGGGAUAUGUCUUCUGUUUUGCAUUGUGGCUGUGGCUAGUUUCUUCUCCCAGUUUUUACAGGGAUUUGCCUUUGCCAAGUCUGGAGAACUGCUGACCCGUCGUCUAAGGAAACUGGGUUUCCAGGCCAUGUUGAGACAGGAGAUUGGCUGGUUUGAUGAUCCCAGAAACAGCCCCGGCGCUUUGACCACCAGACUGGCCACAGAUGCAUCCAUGGUCCAGGGGGCAACAGGAUCCCAGAUCGGCAUGAUCGUUAACUCGUUGACCAACAUUGGAGCGUCUUUCAUCAUUGCUUUCUACUUCAGUUGGAAGUUAACUCUGGUCAUUAUGUGCUUCCUGCCACUCAUCGGGCUGUCCGGGGUAUUCCAAGCCAAAAUGCUCACAGGGUUUGAAAAUCAAGAUAAAAAAGCUAUGGAAGCAGCAGGUCAGGUAUCCAGUGAGGCUCUUGCCAACAUCAGGACGAUUGCAGGCUUGGCCAAAGAGAGCUCAUUUGUGGAAUCAUAUGAGCAGAAACUCGAGCUUCCAUAUAAAUCAGCCAAGAAGAGAGCGCACAUUUAUGGGCUGUGUUUUGGUUUUUCCCAGUGUGUCAUCUUCAUGGCAUAUGCUGCUUCAUUCAGAUAUGGAGGCUAUCUGGUUAGCUCUGAGGGGUUGCAAUACAUGUUCGUUUUCAGAGUGAUUUCAGCCGUAGUGAUCAGUGGGACGGCGCUUGGCAGAGCUUCCUCCUUCACUCCAGAUUAUGCCAAAGCCAAGACUGCUGCUGCUCAGUUUUUCAGACUUUUGGACCGUGUGCCAAAAAUCAGCAUGAGUGACACAGAUGGAGAGAAAUGGGAUAAAUUCAGAGGUGAAAUAAAGUUCAUCAACUGCAAGUUCACCUAUCCAACUCGGCCAGAUAUCCAGGUGUUGAACGACCUGGUUGUGUCCGUGAAGCCUGGUCAGACUUUGGCAUUUGUUGGGAGCAGCGGCUGCGGGAAAAGCACCAGUGUUCAACUGUUGGAAAGGUUCUACGACCCCGAUGAAGGGCGAGUGUUGAUUGAUGGCCGCCCAUCUCAUAGAGUCAAUGUGCCCUUCCUACGAUCUCAGAUUGGCAUAGUGUCCCAGGAGCCAGUGCUGUUUGACUGCAGCAUAGCGGAGAAUAUUCAGUAUGGCGUUAACACGCGUAGUGUCAGCAUGGAAGAGAUUGUUGAGGCUGCUAAGAAAGCCUACCUUCAUGAUUUUGUCAUGACACUACCAAAUAAAUAUGAGACUCAGGUUGGUGCCCAGGGUUCUCAGCUGUCAAGAGGACAAAAACAACGCAUUGCCAUUGCCCGAGCCAUUGUCAGAAACCCCAAGAUCCUACUUCUAGAUGAAGCUACCUCUGCCCUGGACACAGAGAGUGAAAAGACUGUUCAGUCUGCGCUCGAUGAGGCCAGAAAAGGUCGAACCUGCAUCGUCAUCGCUCACCGGCUCUCAACUAUCCAAUCUGCUGACAUCAUCGCGGUGAUGUCAAAUGGAACUGUCAUAGAACAAGGCACACAUGAUGAACUCAUGUCCAAGAGAGGUGCCUAUUAUAAACUGGUCACAACAGGCGCACCUAUCAGCUAGACCCUGGCAUGUUUUU
Messenger RNA from Acanthopagrus latus (yellowfin seabream), 4245 nucleotides. It is a transcript of the gene abcb11a, whose product is annotated as ATP-binding cassette, sub-family B (MDR/TAP), member 11a. The transcript has 30 exons. Gene Ontology annotation, molecular function: ABC-type transporter activity; ATP binding; ATP hydrolysis activity. Bases 336 to 4229 code for a protein of 1297 amino acids. Gene Ontology annotation, cellular component: membrane. Gene Ontology annotation, biological process: transmembrane transport. NCBI's taxonomy places the organism in Eukaryota, Metazoa, Chordata, Actinopteri, Spariformes, Sparidae. The record is from RefSeq and is a predicted model, not a curated record.